AUGGAAUCAGGGCGCAACGUGCCGGCCAAGGAUGGUUCAAGUGGGCAGCAAAAGACGGGGCGCAAUAGGGCGCUUGAGCGAUCAUUUUCCACCCCCAGACGUGCAUCAGCUGGGGCGAUUCAACAGCAGCCGCCUUUGCCGCAGCAGUCGAGCAGGAGUUCCAAUGUGGCGCCGACGGCGAUGCACACGGUCAUGGGUCUGACCAUACCCACGAGGCCGGUCUUCAUGGAGGAUCGACUCACCCACGAGGACGAUGCUACAAAGCUAACAGCCUUCCCCACUCCGGGAGACCCUCGACGACGACCUCUGGUGCAAUUCGACUGGGACGGGUCAGAGAAUGUCGACGAGAAACGGGCAGCCAGGUCGAGGAGGAGGAAGGGAGCGGCCGCAAGCCGUGGGUACCGCGGGAUAUCGGAGGGAGUUGCUCGGGAGGGAGGCGGUGGCGGCGGUGUGCCUGGAGUGAUCACGCUCAACCCUAAGAUGCACUGGAUGCCCGACAGGAUGUGCAGGGUCUGCUACGGGUGCAAUAGCCCCUUCACGAUGUUCAGGCGCCGCCACCACUGCCGAGUGUGCGGACAGAUCUUCUGCCACACGUGCAGCUCUAACCACGUGGACGCUCGGGCACUCGGAAUUAACGCAUCCGUCCGCAUGUGCAACCCAUGUGCCGAGCAGCUGCCGGACUCGAGGCUGCGGAGACUUGAAGCUGGACCUCUACCAGACCGAGAAGCUAAGGACACGGCGGGUAACCCACGGCGGUCAUCAUCCAAGCGCCGAAGAAGCCCGCUGGACAACAGGGCGGCAGGCGGCGUAUCUCCCGUGGGCGUCUCCAGCGGUGGACAGUCGAAGCGGGAGCGCGGCACCCCGCCUCCCUACACCCGAGCUCCCCCGGAGAAGACUCCCACCGCCGCCGCGGCCGCUGCAGAAGCUCUCGCCAACGCCGUGAGAAAGUCCGCGAUAGCGGCGGAGGAGGCGCGGGGGGACGGGGUUGGGGGCGGGGGCGGGAGUGGGGGUGCGUUCGCGGCGAAAAAGUUCAAGGGGUUCAUGGAGUCGUUGAUGGGGAACGUGGAACGGCCGGAGGAGACGGAGAUGGCAAGGUUUGCCCUGGAGCGGGUGGCGGUCGCUCACUUGGAGCGCAUGGUUAGGCAACUGGUGGCGGCGAGUGGGGGUAUUGAGCCGUCGAGGCAGGCGGAAUGGAGCAGGAUCGUAGCCUCCCUCGUCCAGCAGGCGGUGAGUACCGUCGACCCGAACGUGAAAGAAGGCGACUUUCUCGACAUCCGUCCUUACGUGAAGAUGAAGCUCAUUCCCGGGGGGCACCGUGAUGAGUGCCGAUACGUUGACGGCAUCGUCUUCCGAAAAAACGUUACGCACAAGACCAUGCCAAGGGUAAUCGAGCGUCCGCGUCUGCUGGUGUUGUCUGGAGGGAUCGAGUUCCAGCGCAGCGAGCGGAUGAUCGCUUGCCUCGAUACGCUAGUCGAGGCAGAGAAACGGUACAUCGAGAUCCUGGUAGACAAAAUCGUAGCUCUCCGGCCCCACCUCCUCCUGGUGAGCAAGACUGUUAGCGGCCUUGCCCAAGACCUCCUCCGACAACAUGGAGUCACACUCGUGCAAAACGUCAAGCCUAGCAUGAUGAACAGGAUCGCACGAGUGGUCGGGGCUAAGAUCCUGCCCUCCGUGGACCACAUCACACGGAUCGCGGCGGCGGCGGCGGCGGCGGCGGGCAAGGACGCAUUGGCGGCGGUUGCUCGCGAAGAGAUGGGCUCGUGCGGGAGGUUCCGCGUGGUGACCUUCGCUUCUCCGAGCUUAGAGCAGAGCAUGAAACAGGAGAAGGCCGCCGGGGGGCAGCAAGGCACGACCAGCAAUGACGCAGCGCGGGCGGCUCGUGCGGAGGACGGCGGUGGCGGAGCCGGCGCGGCCGCGCCGGAAGCUGCGGCGGACGUGAUAGCGGAAGGGGGCUUCGUGCAAGGCGGGGGGAUCGAGGGGGCUUGGGGGCCAAAGACGUGGGUGCCCCCGGAGUUCCGUCGUACGAGGGGGCGUGGGGGGGUCACGUACGUCCUGCUUGAGGGCUGCCACAGACGCCUGGGGUGCACGUUGGUGCUGAGGGGCGGCGACACCGCCGAGCUGAAGGCCGUGAAGCGAGUCGUCUGGCUAGCGGUGAAGGUGGCCUACAACCUCCGCCUCGAGGUGUCCUACCUCAACGACAGGCGUGCGUGCCUGGUGCCGUCCCUCCUCCCCUUCUCCUGCUCCCCGGCCUCUUCAAACUCGGUGGCCGCGGCCGCCGCCUUCUCCGCGGCCCUGGCCGGAGUCCCGUCUUCGGCAGCGGAAACGGCGUCAGCGGAGAAAGACGGCGACAGCCGUGAUGCUGCUGGUGGUACUAGUGCCGCUGCGACAGCUCCCGGUGCCGCGGGAGACGAACGGAGCGCAGCGGCGGUGGAAGGGGGUAACGCGCGAGGCCUGCCGGCGGGAGGGCAUCAUCAUCCCGAGACCGCGGCCAAGGCGACGGUGUCCGCCACGGACGGCGUUGACGGGGGCCACGGGGGGGGGGGUAGCGGCGGUCGGGGGUACGUGUACGGCGCGGAGCACUUCGCGUACCAGACCCAGAACAUGAUGAUCACGAGCCUGUGGAUGACGCAGGGGACUCAAUGCUGCAACGCCGACCUCAAGUUCUUCCGGUACUACAAGCACAAGCACGACACGGCUCUAGGCAAGUUCUUGGUAGACAACUGCUUCAACCCCAACCUCAAGUGCCAGAACGUGAACUGCAAGCGCAGCGCCCGCGACCACGUGCUGAGCUUCGUCCACAACCAUGGCCGUGUGGACAUAACCGUGGGCUGGCUCAAGUUCGAUCUCGCCGCCGCCGCGCACGCCUCGGCUGCCGCAGAAGACGUAGCGAGAGGCGGAUCGUGCGAAGAUCAAGACGACGACGACGACGAUGACGACGACACCACCUCGUGGCCCGAGAGCGACACGGCCUGGGGCUCCUCCUCCGACCAGUCCGACCUCGACACCGACGCCAGCGGCGUUAUCCUUCACGAGGGUGACCGCGUCUGGGGUGCCGCCGGCUACUUGCCAAAGUGGGGCCCUGGCGCCGGGUUCACCUCCCCUACGCUUGACGGAAGUGUCCGGGGCUUCCAUGCCGGCGGCGGCGGCGGCGGCGGCGGCCGCGGCGGGUUGAGGCGGAGUCGGGAUUCUGCGGCUAGCAGCGUCGGCACGGUGGCGUCGUUGAACCCGUCGGUGUUCUCAGUUGGCAGCGGGGGGGGGCUGCGGCUGCGCAGGGAUCCGGGUUGGGUGGGUGGGGGCGGGGACAGCGUGUACAGCAGCGCUUCGACGGUGUCGAGGAGAACGCGGAGACGUGGGUCUGUGUCGAACGUGCCGGAGGAGUCUACGGCUACCGGAGGCGACUCAUCGGCGUCGGCGUCGAGUGCCGCGGCGGGGGACGGCGGCAGCGGUGGUGGCGGUGGCGGUGGCGGUGGCGGUGACCCGAGCAUAUACAUGUGGAGCGCGUGCAAGAAGUGCGGCAAGCUGACGACGCCGCUGGUGCCCAUGUCGGAGGAUACGUGGAAGUUCUCGCUCGGAAAGUUCCUCGAGGUCACGUACUACAACCGAUCGGCGAGGGCGAGGGGGGCCGCGGGCCUCGGCUGCGGGCACCGCCUCCUCCAGGACCACGUGCUCAUGUUCGGCAGCGGCAAGCUCGUAGCGCGGUUCGACUACGGGGAGGUGCACCCCUACGACGUCUUCAUCCGGCGGUCGCUACCGCUAGAGCCGCGCUUCCACACGCAGGCGCUCGACGCCCUCCUGAGGGGAGUGGCCAUCGAGACCUCGGAGCUAUUCCGGCAGUUCGACAACGGCCUCGCCAAGAUCCUCGGUAUCGCGGAGGAGCCUCAACUUCAAAACCUUGAAGGACUGGAUAACGUGGUGCAGGAAGCUUCGGAGGUGCGCAUGGAGCUAGCGGCCAUGGGGUCAGAGCUUCUGGAGAAGAUGGCGAGGUGCCCGCACGUCAUGUCCCGCCUCCCGGCGGCGGCGAUGGCGACCCAGGUUUUCCAGACAGCCUUGCAGGCUUUACUAGCCCCCCCUACCCGGAACGAUGCCCUCGAGGAGGAGCAACAGCAACAACAGCAGCAACAACAACCACCACCUGCGGGGUUGGGACAAGCUACCGCGGCCCGGCGGCACACCGUAGCCGUCACCGAGACGCUUCGGCCUUCUUCCCCGCCCCCGACCGGCACCGUUGCGGCGGCGGCAUCGUCGCCGCUCCCGGGAGGUGCCGCCGAGCCUAGCUCCAAGCCCACCCCCGCUGCUGCCGCAGAGCCGGCGAACAACCAAGGGUCGGAGCAAGCGGAGGCCGUUCUUGUUGUCGCCGAGAAGGACGCUCUUGCUUCCGCGCCGAAGGGUGAUGACUACGAGAGGACGCCGGCGUCGGCGUCGGCGGCGGGCGCACAGGGGACGGCCGCUGCCGGGGGCUCUGAAUCGACGGGGUCUGCCCCGAAAAGGGGUGCCGGCGAUGGUGGCGGCGGCGGCGGUGGCGGCGGCAGCGGAAGCGGGAUAGAGAUUGGGCGCGGAGAGCAGCCGUUGCCUGAGGCUGUGCCGGCGGCAAGAUCGAUCCCGGCGGAGCAGCCUUCCGCCGCCGUUGCUACCGAUACAGGAGCCCCGGGCGGUGGCCGUAGCAGUGAGUCCGUGGGGCCGUCGUCACUGGCCCGUUCUUCUUCUGCGGCGGCGAGCUCGGCAUCGGUCCCCGAUACGGCCAGCCGUGCGGUCAGCGGUGUCGGCGGCGGCGGCGGCUCUUCUUCUUCUCCUCCCUUGGGCUUUGACGACAACACGGUAGCACCCGCGGCGCCAGCGAUGUUGAUGUCUGUGUCGACGUCGACGUCCGUUUCUGAUGCCGAUGGAGCGGCCGCGCCAGCAGCAACAGCUGGCGUGACGCCGUCGCCGGCGGGCGCAGAAGCGGCGAGCGGCGGCGGCGGCGGUGCCGUAGACGAAGGGCGACAGCCGAGGAAGACCGGAGGCGAAGACGGGCACAACGGCGGCGACGCUGGGGCUACUUCGGCGGUAGCCGCGGCCUCGGUCGCUGCCGCUGCCUCCCCCGCCGCGGCUGCACCGGUAGCAGCAGCGGCUGCGGCGGCAGCGGCGGCUGCGGCGGCUGCGGCGGCAGUUGCUACCGCGCCGGCGGCGGCGGCAAGCAGCGUGACUCCGUUGUGGGGGGUAGGCAGGGGUGGGAGGGUGCCGGGCGCGAGCGAUAUGCUCAUUUACCUGACGCAGUUCAGAAGAGGCGUGUACUGGAAGGCUACCCACUGGAACGACAGGUUGGUCGCCGCUGGACAGCUCUUGACGGCUCUGAAGAAGGUGUCAGAGAGGAGGAUCUCGCGAUCUCGCUCCGGGCGGGGCGGCGGCAGCAACGCCCGUCACACGGAGGAGCAGCACAUCCAGAAGGCCGUCCGGAACCUACAGGACGUGAAGGAGGGUGCUCGGACUACAGAAGCGGACUUUGUCGACGAGCUCAACUUCGUGGACGUAGAACACACGAUGGAUGCGAUGCUCGAUCACGUAGAGCUGACUUGCGAGGUCUCCUUCUCCUUGGAUGGCAUCAUCGACAGGGUAGAAGAACACUACGAGGUGUUCUGUGCCGUGGAAAACCUCCUGGACGGCGUCGACCGCCGCGCGGAAGUGGAAGGCCUCCUCGACGACCUGGUAGGCGCCGCGGAAGACCGCAUCGCCGUGGAAAAGGCCGCCGCUGCCGCCGCCGCGGAAGAGAUCGCCGCCACCACGCGCCGCCCGGUGAGCGAGCUCCGCAUGCUCUUCGCCAAGAACGACUCGGGGACGUCGGCGCCGCUCUCGGGCGUCGCCGCCACCGCCGGCGGUGGAAGGCCGGGCGGCAAGGCCGCCGGCAAGAUUAGCCCCAAGAACUCCAUGCGGCGAGCGGCGUCUGCGGCCGGCGGCUUGGUCAGCGGCAAGGGGGGGGCAUCUUCUGGAACCGCUUUCGGUCGCACGGCUCGCGCGAGCCCCAGCAGCAGGAAAGCAGCGGCGGGAGCCUCAGCAGGAGAAUCCGCGGCGGCGGCGGCGGGGAGAGUCUCCCCCGCCGGAAAGGUUACCGGAGCGGCGGGAAGGCCGUGGGACGGCGGGAGGUCGAAGUGGGCGAACAUGCACCCGGCAGGGGACGGCAGGAGGUCCCCGCGCCGGAGCUCAGACCCUACGGGGAGCGGCAAGCUCAAGUUCGCGGGGCCCAGGGCAGGCGGCGGGGUGGACGCGACGCUUGUCGACGGGCUGUCGGAGGCGACCCGCCGGCGGCUGCGGGGGGAAGGGAGCAGCGGUCCCUUGAGCCCGAGGCUGAGCGUGGCGGUGGCUGAUUCUGAGACUCUCAAGGAACGCGCUGCCGAAGAAGCCAUCGCCGCCGCGGCGGCGCCGAAGAAGGCGCAGCGGGACCUCCAGAACCGGCUUGAGCCACCGCUGUCGUCGUCCACAGAAGAAGCUGCUGCUACCACUGCCUUAGGCGGCGGCGGUGCCCUCAGCGGGGCUACGCUCUCGGGGAAGGCCAUCGAGGAGGCGACGAUGGCGUUCGUGCUGAAGGAAGGGGAGAAUUGGAAGAGCGGUGGCGGCGGCAGUAACGCGGCCGAAGGCGAUGGUGCUUCUCCCGCCGCUACCGCUGCAGCGGUGGUCACGGGCGUCGGAGGAGGAGGAGGAGGGCGUGUGCCGCCGCCCGGGGGCCCCGCGGAUGGCAAGGAAGCGGGGGGAGGGGUCGCGACCAGCCGGCGGUCGUCGCGCGCCAACAGCUUCGACUCCGUGGGUGAUGUUGUGGUGGUUGGUGGGCUGGCGCUUGGGAAUCACCGUGGGUUCCCGGGGGAGGAUUGGAGCCAGUCGCAGCCGGGCACGCCGCCUGUUUUGUUGCAGACGCCCGGGCGAGGAUCGUUCGACGACGGUAAGGGUUUAGUCCCCGGCAACCUAGCUGCGGCCGCGGCCGUCGUUGCGGCAGCCGGGGGCGGAGGAGGGGACGCAAAGGCCGGGAGCAUCGCGGCCCCGCGAAUGGGCGGGCGUAAGGGAUCGUUCGACAAGAGUUCUCCAACUCGCGCCGCUGUUGGGCGCAAGACGCUGCCCCCGACUGCGGCCACCGGCAGCGGCGGCGGCGGAGGAGGCGGGGGCGGUAGUGGCCAGGCCAAGAGCACCAAGGCCAAGAAGUCAUCAACGACGUUCCCCUCGAAGAUGAACAUCCAGAAUGCCCUGGCGAGGUUCCUCGGGGGAGGUGGCAACUGGGGUGGGGACCGGCAGGACUGGAUGGUGCCGCUCGGUCCGUUCGCCGAGGGGCGUCCCCGCCUUCCCCCCGGCCGGCGGGGGGAGUUCAUCCCUGUCUUCGACGACCAGCCGACCACCAUCAUCGCCUACAGCCUGAGCUCGCAAGAGUACCACGAUACUCUGGACGCGUUCUACCGCCACAGGGGGGCGACGGGCAUGCCUAGCGCCAGCGGCCCUUCCGCCGCGGACACCCAAGAGGACCGCUCGAUUAGCUCUCCAGGCGACGCUGCGGCGUCUACAACACCAGCAGCAGCAACAACAACGUCGUCAGCCCCCGCCGUCGGCAGCAACGCCGCGUUGGCCGCGGCCGUCUCCGGGGCUAGCGCGGGCGCCGGCGGCGGUGGCGGCGGCGGAAAGGGGUUGUCCUCGUUGCCCGGUAGCCCGCUGUCGCGGGCCCUUAGCAUCGACGGCAGCCGUCAUGGGGUUAGCAGCAACAACAACCUUCCGGCGCUCUCCAUCGCUGGAGACUCCGGAGAAGACCCUGUCGCUCGCAGUGGCGGGCUAGGGGGAAGCGCAAGCAGCGCCCGCGGCACCACCGUUGUUACGGGCGGAGCCGGCGGAGUCGGCGGCAACGCGGCGGGGAGCGGGACACCCGCCGCCACCGCCGGUAGCAAGGCUGUCGAGGAGACCUGGUGGGUGAUGCACGAGGUCACCACGCCGUCUACCAGCGUCCAGCCUGGUCUGCCCUCCGCAGCAGCGGCCGGCGCUUCGGCCGGGGUCAAGGGCGCGGCUGCUGCUUCGAGCACAGGCGGGAGGGGCGGCGGGGACGCACCGCCGCCGCCCGGCGGCGGCGGAGGCGGAGGCGGCGGAGGCGGGGACCCUUCUCCACGUAGGUCUCACCGCAAGAAGCUGUCUUCCGAUGUCGUCGAGGCGGAUCUGGCGGCGGCGGUGGACGGGGGAGCCGAGGACGGGGUUUCCCCUCCGCCGCCUGGAGGAGGCGUGAACCACGGCAAGGGCCUGGGGAAGCGGCCGCUCUACGAGAGUUUCGACGUGUCCAAGCUGGAGGCCCAGAUGCGUUCAUCAGCCAAGUCGCACGUGAAGCAUCGCUUUUCGGACACGGAUGCGAAGAGCAACCCCACCUGCAAGUUCUUGUGCCACAGCUUCUGGGCAACGCAGUUCAGGGCUGUCCGGCGUUGCUACUUCGCGGAGCAGAGAGGGGCUGGAGGCCCAGCAUCCCCUGACCUAGACGGCGAGGAGGUGUUCGACGAGCUGGAGCAGGGCUACAUCCGAAGCCUGUGCAUGACCACAAAGUGGGACGCUAAGGGAGGCAAGAGCGGCGCGACCUUCAGCAAGACCGCGGACGAGCGGUUCGUGGUAAAGUACAUAACCAAGACGGAGCUGCAGAUGUUCCUGGACUGUGCCCUGCACUACUUCGAGUACAUGUCCAAGGCCUUCUUCCACAAGCUCCCCACAGUCCUGUGCAAGAUCGUAGGCGUGUAUCAGAUCGGCUACCACAACAAGGUCACCGGCAAACGCCAGAUGGAUCAGGUGGUUGUGAUGCAGAACAUCUUUUACCAGCGCAACAUCAGCCUGGUGUUCGACCUCAAGGGCUCUACCCGCAGCCGUUACGUACGUCCCGAUGCCCCCGAUGCUAGCACGAGCGCGUCACGCAGCACUUCCACAGCGUCGGCCACCGCCCCGGCAGCAGCUGCGGCAAUUGCCAACGCCGCGGCUGCCGCAGCCGCCACCGCUACCGGAGACGCCAUCGCCGAAGCGGCUGGCGGUGCUGUCGCUGCCGCUGCCGCUGCUGCUGCUGCGGCAGGGAAACAGGCGGCUGCUUCAAAGCCGACCAUCGCUGCCUCUGCUCCUCCUGGCGACGGCGGUGGCGGUGCAGGGGGCGGAUCAGGAGCGCCGGCAGCCGGGGAGGAUAACGCGGAUGGAGAGGCGGGCGAGGGUGGUUCCUCGGCGUCGGCUGCGGCACCGGCGGGCGCCGCGGCCAAGCGCGUCCAGGUGUUGCUCGACGAGAACUUCAUGGAGUACACCGAGGGACAGCCGCUGCCCAUGCAAGACCUCGGGAAGGCGGUCUUCCAUACCGCCAUCCUCAACGACACGCUGUUCCUCAACAUCGUCAACAUCGUCGACUACAGCAUAGUUGUCGGGCUAGACGAGGAACGCCGUGAGCUGGUGGUGGGCAUCAUCGACUACAUGAGGCAGUACGACAUCAUCAAGCGCAUGGAAAGGAUGGGCAAGAGCGUGAGCAUGAUCGCCGGCCAGGCAGAGCCCACCAUCGUGCAGCCUUCCCUGUACAAGACACGCUUCCAGCAGGCGAUGGACCGGUACUUUAUGACCGUGCCGGACAAGUGGACGGGCUUCGCGAUGAGCAGCUCGGUGCCCAACUUCGGCGGCGUAGAUCUCGACCAACCCCGUUGAGACGGCCGGGUCUCAGUCCGAUUUUUGACCAAAGAUAAUUCCAAUGGCUCGACGGCAACGGUCUCGUUCGUAUGUAGGUAGACGGCCGUUCCAGUUUUGCUCCUCGUUCCCUCUCAUCUCAAGCGCGGUAAGCUUCGUAUCUCAUCUCGGUGGAGGUUACGGUACUCCCCGGUCUUCCAUCGUUACCGACAAGCUGUGCUUUCCCGUGCUGAACACGUUGGGUUUGGCCACACACCCGAUGAAAAAUGUGGUGUGUGGAUGUGGAUAUGUUCUCCCCGAGCUCACCAAAUAUGGUUUCUGUUGUUGCGUCCCCCUUGAAUGUACGAGGCUGGUCGAAACGGUCUGCAGGCCGUGGUAGUUUCUAUCAUGGUGCGUGUAGUUCGUGUGUGCUGGAAGGGUGUCUGCGCGGCUUUUGGGGGUGGGGUAUCAAGCCCACCGCGCGCUUAUCCGGCCCCUAGGUUCGUUUCCAUCCCGACUUACUUGUGUAUUGUCGAUGCCCUGUGCGUGCCGUACUGUUUGAGUCGGAGCGGAAUGCCGCGAGUACUGCUCGUGUUUGCUUGCGCCUGUUGAUGGAGUUGCUGUGAAAACACAAGAGCACUUUUAUGUACUCUGCCUGGCAUUGUUUUUGAGGGCGAUGGCGUUGGUUUGAUACAGAUAUGACCAGAGAGACGGGUGCUAACAUGACACGCUAGAGGCUACGGCGACAGCCGCCCGCACCGUUAUCGAUAACGCUUGUUCAGGGCAUCAAAUGGUGCAUUCGGUGCCACUAUAGCUGCCACAAUCUGUAGACUGGGGCCAGGCAACGAUGUUUCCGCCCGCUCAGUAGUUCGCCAUUACCACUGCUGAUAGGUCUCCACCGUCCUCCUCUUACACAACAAAUCAGCUUACCUUGAAUGUCGUUGUUGUUUUGGUAGAGCCAACCCCUGGCGAAAGAGAUCAUUGACGCUAGACCGAAACCACACGCGAACGUCACCGUCUUCGUUUUGACUGGGUGGGGUCGUAGGCGGCGAAGAACGGCAAGGCAAAGACAGGUGACUGAAAAUGGGGGGGGAAAAUGAGACCGUGCACAGCUUCGUGUCUGCAAUGUAGUCGAAUCAAAGUCAUUCGCCCUUUCGGCCUGUCGCGCGAGAGAACCCAAGACCCAACCGAAGAAUGUGUAAGUCGGCGUGUCUUCGUGCCCUGGAGUGGAUGAGUUUUUAUUUCAGUGUCACCUGGGGGAAUAUGUGACAGCUCGAGAACGACUACCCUCUACACUCACUCCCUUGAGAGAGCAAGAUUGGGACAGGUUUUGUGUCGUUUACACCAACCUCUCGCUGUAUCUGACCAUGUACCCACUUGGGAUGUUCGAAGCGAUUUGGACUGACUCUUCAUGGGUGCCGUACCUCUCGGCGAAUCAUUGUCGUUGCCGUGAUGGUUCACUAGAGUUUAUGGUAGUGUCGGAUGGCCGUAUGCUUCGGGCUGAGACGUAGUUGCGAGCCUCUAUCGUUUGCAACAGGUGGGUAUUGUCAAGGUGCAAGAGUGGAUCGGGUUGGAUCAUAGCUUUGGCCCCGAAGGAAGGCAUCAGUCUGCUGCCGUAGCGUCGUAGCGACGGAGGUAUCCGCACCAUGCUCUUGGUACAUGUGAUACAUGGAAAGUACGUAGAAAGUGAAAAGUCGGAGUUUAAUUUCGUUGCCUGCACUAGCUGGGAACCACGAGUGCUCGAGGUUAAUAUCUCCAGCAACUGGAGCC
This is a messenger RNA of Ectocarpus siliculosus, 11376 nucleotides long. The record is from the annotation of a GenBank genome assembly. Lineage: Eukaryota; Phaeophyceae; Ectocarpales; Ectocarpaceae.